GAUAAACCAAAAAAGGCUUUUUGAACUGUUGUUCUGGACGCCACUGCUCUGAGCAGCGACCAGAGCAGCUUUGUCUCCUUCGUCGUCCACAACAGUCUCAACGCUGUCCAAGACGUCCUGGUGCCUUCGUAGACAUCAUCGAACACGCCCUGGACCGGCACUAAUUGCUAUAAUUGACUUUGUGUGCGGCAACUUGCCGUUGUAAUCACGAUCGUUGCCAACACGCUGCACGGAUAUAUUUUACCGACCAUCUGCAGCUCGCCAGCAUCACUCGCGGCCGCCUCACCUUCAUUCUGUUCAGCCACCCGUUGCACUUUAGAACUUCUGCAAUUGCCGGGAACAUCGACUUGUGAACACCCUUGCAAGUGCACCUCGAAUGUCCUCGCAGAGCGCUAUCAAUCGCAGGUCUUUCCAUUCUCCUUCGAGCAGUCGCCAUUCCAAAAUCACGGUCGAGUACCAUCGACCCUCGAGGGAGUCUAUACAAGAGUAUAACGAUCUCUUAGCCGAGGCUAAUCUACACGCCGCCCAAGCCGCCAAUUACCAGGAUCCUUUUGUACCCUUGCGGCAAGCACCAGCCCCGCCGUCGUCGUCGAUACCUAUCAGCUCUUCCCCACCUAAGGGCUCGUCGACACCCCCUCGAGUUCGUAACUCUCUCCAGAAGCCUCCUCCUUCCCGGAAGCACAGUUUGCCAUCUAAAGGCCUUGAUACCUCGGCAAAGAUCCUUGAACACGAUCCUUUUGCGGCCAACAAUAACGGCUCCAGUAACAUGAUGAGCGGCACUGCCCCUCCUCCUCGCCCAUCGCGGGCCAACACGACUACUCUGCAUGAUAUCUAUACCACCCCGAAUCAGCAGGCUCACCACCGUCUUUCCGAUCCCAUUAGCUUGCCUCCAGAAGCCGCCUUCUACGGUAACCUCACCGACCCUCCACCUCCACCACCUCUCCCUCCAAUGCCUGAUGCUUCAUCAGUUAGUGGCCCCAUACACUCAAGCAUUGCUUCUGGCAAUUCCAUUCGUUCGCGGAGCGCAACAACCGCGACAAAGUCAAAAAAGGGCAUGUUCAAUUUCAUGUCUGACUUUUUGAACAGCAGCAAGCGACCGGAGAUCAGUACACCUUAUGACCCCGUUCACUUGACUCACGUCGGUUUUAAUUCUUCGACGGGCGAGUUCACGGGGUUGCCCAAGGAAUGGCAGCAGUUGCUGCAGGAGAGUGGCAUCUCCAAGUCGGAGCAGGAGAAGAACCCGCAGGCGGUGAUGGAGAUUGUGAAGUUCUACCAGGAAGGCCGAGGGGAUACAUCUGUUUGGGAUAAGAUGGGCACGGUACCAGCACCUGUAUCAGUGCCACUUGCAGGAGACGGUCUACAGCAUCCUCGUCCUGCACCUCCUCCUCCCAAGAAAUCCCACUCCCAACCUGCUCCAUCGACGCCAUCAUCCUACCGUCCCGCUCCCGCUCCUCCCGUUCCAUUGACCCCCACUCUUGAUCGAUCCACAUCCCAACGUCUGCCCCCUAGUGCCAGCAAGAUCUCAAAGAGCGCUGACCAGCUUACACGAGCUAAUACCACACGCGAUCGGCAUUCACCCGGUCCUGGGCAACAUCAUGGACAUCACAGCCCCGGUCACAUACCCCCUGCACCUUCUGGUCUUCCACCUUCAAAACCGAAGACAUCACCGGGUUCAUCUGCGGCAGACCUUUCGAAAGGUUCGUCCACAUCAAGAGAAGGUGUGCAACGGUCGAACACGCAACAAGCACCGAGUCCUGCUACAGCUAGUCUGCAAAAGGCGGCUGCCGCUGGAGGAGCUACCCCACGGCGGAGGGAAAAGAAGGACAAAGAUAAAGAAGCCGAUAUCGUCAAGCGAUUGCAACAAAUAUGUACUGAUGCAGAUCCUACAAGACUGUAUCGUAACCUGGUGAAGAUUGGUGCAGGUGCUUCUGGUGGCGUAUAUACGGCGUAUCAAGUCGGCACCAAUAUGUCAGUAGCCAUCAAACAGAUGGACCUAGAAAAGCAACCGAAGAAGGAUCUCAUCAUCAACGAGAUUUUGGUCAUGCGGGCUUCGCGUCAUCCUAAUAUUGUCAACUACAUCGACUCGUUCCUCUACAAGAAUGAGCUCUGGGUCGUCAUGGAAUACAUGGAGGGCGGGUCGCUUACAGACGUUGUCACCGCCAACCUGAUGUCCGAGGGCCAGAUUGCUGCUGUUUCAAGAGAGACGGCGCUUGGUUUGGAACACCUCCACAAACACGGAGUCAUUCACAGAGAUAUCAAGAGUGACAAUGUGCUGUUGAGCAUGAACGGCGACGUGAAACUUACUGAUUUCGGCUUCUGCGCGCAAAUCUCGGAUGGUAACUCCAAACGGACAACCAUGGUUGGCACACCGUAUUGGAUGGCACCUGAGGUCGUGACUCGCAAAGAAUAUGGCCCUAAGGUGGACAUAUGGAGUUUGGGUAUCAUGGCAAUUGAAAUGAUUGAAGGAGAACCCCCAUACCUCAAUCAAAACCCUCUGAAGGCAUUAUACCUCAUUGCCACGAAUGGUACCCCGACAAUAGCGAAUCCUGAAUCGUUGUCACCAACGUUCAGAGAUUACCUGUCGAAGACGCUUGAGGUGGAUGUCGAGAAGCGUCCGACAGCCACCGAACUUCUCGAGCACCCUUUCUUCAAGCUUUGCGAACCCCUUCGUACACUUGCACCCUUGAUCAAGGCUGCUCGAGAGAUUGCGAAGUCGAGAUAAUGCGGGAGUUGUUUAUUUCCUUUCUUGCCAUCAAGGACUCUUUGGAUCCCUCUUUACCGUUAUUCGUUUCCUGCUCCAUCAUGACGCCUUCUUGACUGUUUCUGGUUACACAGUCCUAUUUUCCUGACAUUCCUGUCCGUUUGUAUUACCCUUCCCAACACGUUGUUUCGUAACCAAAUUCCCCUCACAUCUGUCCGUAAGUUUCUCCCUCUUUGCGGUGUGUGCUAUACUAGGUUGCCCAUGCAUUGUGUUUCAUAUCUGAUUGUCUCAUUACGACUUCUGUCAUAUUUUAUAGAGCCUCGAUUUUCGCCCGUUUUUCUCUUUUCGUUUUCGUAGCUUCGGUGGAAUCGUAGGUGGUUGCCAUUGCAUCUGGUGGAUGAUGAUAUACAUUGAAACAUUAACAAAGCAUGCAAAGCUGGUAUUACAGAGUCUAUAUAAUAGAGCAAUUGCAGAUAAUAAAUUAGCAUUGCAAAGACGUUCUUCCCAGUGUUCGAAUUAGCAGUAUGUGGCAUUAAAGAGUAGUUCGCCACGCGCUACCACAAUGCUUGCCAGCCUAAGACUUUGUUCAGCAAAAGCACACUGUUAUGCUAAUCAUUUUGCUCACC
Messenger RNA from Somion occarium, 3327 nucleotides. The record is from the annotation of a GenBank genome assembly. NCBI's taxonomy places the organism in Eukaryota, Fungi, Basidiomycota, Agaricomycetes, Polyporales, Cerrenaceae.